AUGCUCGAGGAGCUGGAUAUCGUGCCAAAGCUCCUAACGAUCACAGGUGAUAAUGCUGGCAACAACAGGACCCUCUGCGGUAGUCUGCAUGCAGACCUUCUCAAGAUAUAUGACGAUAAAGACGAUUGCUUUCGUACCAGACCUCUCAUGCGGUUUCGUGGUCGGCAGAGCUUUAUCCCUUGUCUUGCCUAUGUCAUCAACCUUAUCUGCAAGGACGUAUUAGUUUCUCUAAGAGCCGGUUCAGCUCAAGAGACGAAGCUUAUCUUGGACGAAAUGACUACCCAAGGCAGCCAAAUGUUUUCCUUUGCUCACAGCACAAAUGGAGCGAUCAUGAAAAUCCGGCUGCUGACCCUAUGGAUUGCUCGUAGCCCACGACGCCGCCACGAUUAG
Messenger RNA from Penicillium cosmopolitanum, 390 nucleotides. RefSeq lists its product as uncharacterized. The transcript has a single exon. The record is from RefSeq and is a predicted model, not a curated record. Bases 1 to 390 code for a protein of 129 amino acids. NCBI's taxonomy places the organism in Eukaryota, Fungi, Ascomycota, Eurotiomycetes, Eurotiales, Aspergillaceae.